Messenger RNA from Cephus cinctus (wheat stem sawfly), 5109 nucleotides. RefSeq names its product striated muscle preferentially expressed protein kinase. Gene Ontology annotation, cellular component: nucleus. Gene Ontology annotation, biological process: positive regulation of apoptotic process; protein phosphorylation; intracellular signal transduction. The coding region runs from base 297 to 3875 and encodes 1192 amino acids. Lineage: Eukaryota; Metazoa; Arthropoda; Insecta; Hymenoptera; Cephidae. The transcript is spliced from 7 exons. Gene Ontology annotation, molecular function: protein serine/threonine kinase activity; ATP binding. The record is from RefSeq and is a predicted model, not a curated record.
AAUCUGGUGACUCGUGAAAUCUUGCGUCAAUGUGAAUCGAUGAUUGGUUGAUGAUUUACGAGAGAAUCAGCUGUGUGCAUUGACACCAUUGCUGGGACCGUGACACUUGGAUCUUAAUUUUAUUCAUACAAUAGAGAGUAUUGCGAAAGGAUACGUAAAGCCGUCAAAGAAUUCCUGGCCUCGUGACUCUUGGCGUCCCUUAACCUUCUCGAGACACUCCGUGUAAGACAGCGUGAAUGACGUGGAAGCAAGAUCUGAUAAUACAGAUAAUAUCUGUACCGGUGUAACACUUAAUAAUGAUUUAUCAAUCGAGUCAUCAAGCACCGACAAUGUCUUCUUCGCGAAAAACCUCACCAAGACCACAACACCGUACUCUAACCUCGAAGUCGUCUUCCUCGAUGCCCACUAAGGGAAAGCGCGGCGCCGACAGGACGGCGACGACUGCCGAAAAGUGCCGAGGAAGAUGCAGAGUCGAAUGGAGUGAAAAACACGUAAAGGAGGGAUUGGUGCUUGUACAGGAGGCCCAAUUGGCCAGAGUCGUGAAAACUGGACCAAUUUCGGAAUAUUAUGAAAUCGAUCAGAAACCUUUUGCAAGCGGACAGUGGGCCAGGGUGUACAGAUGUCGAUCGAGAUCCACAGGGAUUCUGUAUGCAGCUAAAUACUCAUCGAGAAAUCGAUUCAAUUCCGAUUGCAGCGCCGAGCUGCGUCACGAAAUUGCACUUUUGUCUCUGUGCUCGCAGAGUCCUCGUGUCGUCAGGCUCCACGACGUCUAUGAGACACCAAAGGAAAUUAUACUCGUUAUGGAAUAUGCACCCGGAGGUGAUCUGCAGACUCUAAUUGACGGGGACUUGGUGCCGCUCGAAGGAGACGUUGUACAUUUUGUCAGACAACUGGUGGAAGGGUUGGCCUACCUGCACGAGAGAAAUAUAGCUCAUCUUGAUAUUAAGCCACAAAAUCUCGUUAUGAUGGGCAGCUUCCCCGAGUGCGACGUAAAGCUAUGCGAUUUCGAGAUAUCCCGUGUUAUCCUCGAGGGUACAGAAGUCAGGGAGAUUCUGGGCACUCCCGAUUACGUGGCUCCUGAAAUUCUUCAUUACGAACCGAUAACGCUGGCUGCCGAUAUGUGGUCCCUGGGUGUUACCACUUACGUUCUGCUCACGGGAUUUUCACCAUUCGGAGGUGAAACCGAUCAAGAAACCUUUCAGAAUAUUUCAAUGGGCGAAGUUGAUUUCCCUGAGGAAUUGUUCGAAGAUGUGUCUGCGCAGGCUAAGGAUUUCGUAGCGAAGCUUCUUGUGCCGGACCCGAGUGCACGAAUUACAGCGAAACAAUGCCUGCGUCAUGAAUGGCUGAGGGGGGCACCUACUCAGGCGUCACCUCAUCUCAGAAGAUAUCUUUCAAAGUCGAGGGAAGUCUUAUUGGAGCGUGUCGUUAGCCGUGAGAAUUUAAGAAGAGCCGCACUUCUAAGUCAGGCAACGAGUCACGCCAAUCUUAUGGAGUCUACUCGGAAUCACAAUCGGAUUCAGACUGAGAGUCAUAAUGGGAAUCAGGGUCUAUAUUGUAACUUGAGUCAGAGUGAGAUGUGCUUGAGCUAUGGACUCGCCGGAAGUCGCGCCAGUUUACCAGGAAGCGAGGAGCGCAUGAGUCCGGCUGAGUCUCGGACGAGUCUCGAUUCAUCUCGAAAUAGCAUUGCACUGAGCCAGAGCUGCCUGCUCAAUAAAGAGCAAACUCAAGGACUGCUUGAUCAGGCUCAGAGCAAGUCUCAGGCUAAUCUUAAUCAUGGUCCUAGUCGCGGAUUGUUAUCCAGGAUGCGUAACCUUAAUCAUACACAAUCCCAGGCAUGUUUACUGAACAGUCUGAGUAUUGCUACGGAAAAACAUAUAAUGAAUCCUUUCUUUAGUAGAUCUAGGGAGAAACUUUAUGGGUUGAAGUCUCUAUCCAAGUCACAGGGUGUUUUGGAUAUCUAUAGAAGCCUGGAGUGUCUUCGUCAUAGGAAAAAUCCGAGAACACCCACGGAAGACAUGCUACCGAUUUUUAAGCAAUUGAGCGUCGAGAUUGCUGCGUCCACAGCAUCCCUAACUGAACUCGCGACUGUUGCGAAUGACAAUUUUAUUUUUAGAAAGGCAAAAAUCGCCGAUUCCAGGCCUCAGGAUGAUGGCUCCGUAUCCUCCGACGUGUCUUUGAACAAUGCUUUCGGGAAGGAAGUAAAGAUUGAUAAAUGUUACGGAAAUGAUGAAAUUCUUGUGCAGCAAAGAAAGUCAGGCAAUGAGUCGGUAAUAAAUGAGACCAAUACAGAUAAAUUACAAAAGGGAUCAAAUGAUAUUUCCUCCAACGAUGAGAAUCAUAAAACUCAUUCCUAUGAAUCUGAAGAGAAUCUUGAUUCUCUUCAAUCUAUCGAAUCGGAUACUUUGACCGAGGACUCGGACGAGACUGAAUUAGAGAGAAGAUCUUUGUUAUCUGUAAAGCAACCGUCUCAGAGACAGCAUUCGGAUAUAUCGAGUCAUUCAAAUAAUUCCGCCAAUUCUGACGAGAAGGAUGAGCAUUCGGAAUCGGAGAACGAUGAGCCAAAGUAUACAGUUGCCCAGUUGGUAUCUGCGUUUAAUAAGCACCAGGAAGUCGCCUCAAAGACAAGCUUGGAAGCUAUUAUGAGCGAGAAGCGUAUCAACGAAGUCAUGUUUCCAACUGGACCAAAAGCAUUGAGACUGUUUAUACCGGAUAUCAAUAUUACUGAGAGCAGUAUAGUCAGAAGGAAGACCAGCUACAAGCCCAGGAAGAAUUGGGAGGAAUUAAGGAAGAGAAGCGAGAAGAAUGAGGGUAUCCUUAAGGAUUUUGAUAACGAUUCUGGGAACGAGGAUGACGAUGAGAAUGUUGAUGGUAUUGAGAGGACUGGUACUGAAUCGAAGAAAAUAUCUAGCGAGGAUAUUGACUCUGAGGUAAUAUUAAAAGAAUCAAACAUAAAUGUAACAGUCGAAGAUAAAGCAAAGCAACUGAUAGAAACGAAGGAAGACAAGGACGACAGUCAGAAAGGUCAAAAUGAGGAACUUUCAAAAUCUCCAUCGACUUUUUCACGACAGACAAAGAAUUUGAUCUCCGAUCCUAAAGAAAGAGUAGCUAAUUACAUAUUUCCAGAAUUGACAUUAACGACAAAGGAGGAAAAGGUCGAUUCCUCAAAGGAGCAACAAAAAAACGGAUCCAAGAUAAAAAAAGAACGAACGAAGCCACUGUCGAAAACUAACAGUGGCGUGAACCUGAGAGACAUUCUCCAAAAAGUAGACAAUUCGCAAACGUCACCCAAGGAAAAUAUGGAAAAUUUAAGAAAGAGAACAUCCAUCACAAAAAUCAUUAUUAAUGACAGUCUCUCGCUAGAUAACGACAGCAACAAUAAUGGUGCGAGUUCGUCCAUCUCUCGAGCAAAAAGUGAACUACCGUCAAUCGAAGGUAACAAAAAUCAAGGUAAUCAAAUAAAUUUAGAAAUUCCACCGUCAUUCAUAAGAUCAUCAUCGUUAUCAAGUGAAAGUAGCUGUCCAACUCCAUCCAGUGUCCAGUCAGACCUAGGUACAUCCUGGGACGACGUACAGCCCCAAGUAUCAAGCACCUUAGAGAAAGAAGAAAUUAAAUCGCGAAGGAUACCAUUGUGGGAUAAAAACGAGCAACAGAAGGUUCAACAUUUAGAUAACAAAAAAUGUUUAAAUAUGACAGCAGAAGAGAGAAAGACAUGGGGUAAGGUCUGUACCGGUUCGUAUACAAGAGCUAUGGAAAAAUUUAACGGAAAAGGCGCAGAAUCCAAUAGAAAAUCUUUAAACUCUUUAUCGACGCCAAAACUAAAUGAGAAAAAAAGAAGGAAAAGUAGUCCUGCGAUGCCGCAGCUAAUUGAUCCUUGAAUUAGACAAGGUCCGGUAAGACUGACUCUGGCCAACAAGAAGCCCGGAUCUGUAGAUUAGGAUCAAGCAAACGUAGAGCGAGUGACUCGAAGGACAAUGCAGGAUGAUUCAAGUGAUGCAGUGUCAUUGUACGUCAUUGCCACGUGGCGGUACGUGGCUAACAGUAGGGAAACAUGAGUCGCACUAGAUUUUUCAAACGCCUAACACAAAACGGUAACCUAUCAUUAGCAUCCUACUAACCUUUGUCUCUAGUUGUACAAGGUGCUAGAUCAUGAUUUAUCGCUUAGCCUUAUCCUUGGAGUAAGCUCCGUAUUCGGCGCGGCUAACGAUUCUUCGUAUUUUUUUUACUCUUCCAUUCCCUUUUUUCACUUUAUUAUUUUUCACUUCUAUCCUCCAUUUGUUAUCCGUCGGAAUGGAACUUGUUGAGAUCCAGAGCGACGAAUAAGAAUAUUGAGGAAUUCUAAUGAGGUUGAUGACGAUGAUGAUGCCUGAGUAGUUCUAUAGACAAUUUCCUAGGUCGUCUAUGACAAAUUCCUUUUUUCCAAGUAAAAUGGAUUAUUCAUCUCGCUAAUUGCGUCCUCCGAAUGCAGCUGUUAGAUCCUCGUUAAAAGUUGAUUUUAAAAUAGCGCGUGAUACGGAGCAGAGUGCGUAGGUAUUAUUUAAAUAGAUUCCUUCUUUCACUUUUUUUUUUGCUCACAUAACGGAAUCGCACGAAUCAUGAUUCCAAGUAAUUAUCCAAUCUUGCUGGGUAUCAUGCCUUUUUCUGCUUUUGGGAAACAGCGGUGCCCUAAAUGGUUUCUUGGCCAUUAGUAUUGUCACAAAUUUUAAAUACUUCCAGGAAUGCUCGCGCACUGCAGGUAAAGCACAAUGCGUAAGACCUUGCAACCAUUUACUGGAUGCUGUUUUUCUUCGUCUUGCAGGUAUAAUAUUAAGAGGUGCUCCGCGCACUAGAAUCCUUAGAGUAAUCUAAUGACUAACUACGAAGGAAAUUUAUGGGAAUAAAAAUAACAGAAAAUUAUGACUGUCGAUAAGUAAUUUACAAUCAGAGAGAAUUUAAGUGUAAGACUAUUUAUGUAAAUAUAUGAUUAUCUCGAAAGGAAGGUAUAAUGAAGGAAAAUCUUUGCACAAUGGCAAAUGUUUUAUUAUAAUAUAAAACGAAUUGAUAUUUGUUAUAUUCGAAUGAACGAUCGUAAUCGUCUCGUAUAGCCGAUAGAAUAAAAUUGUGCCGAAAUUA